This is a messenger RNA of Linum trigynum, 1192 nucleotides long. Lineage: Eukaryota; Viridiplantae; Streptophyta; Magnoliopsida; Malpighiales; Linaceae. The record is from the annotation of a GenBank genome assembly.
GUCACUUUGGACCAACCCGUACCACUUGCCCACCACAACCGGCCUGUCAGGAUGGGCAGCCCACUCAGCCAUGCGGCCCAAAAGAACCGGCAGCUGCUGUUGUACUCCUCGACCCAACUACCCAAGCUGUUGUUCGGGGUUGGCCAGUGCAGUCCCCCUAGGGUUUACGCGUGGAGAGACAACGUCGUCACCCUCCUUCUUCUCCAUCGCCGACAGCUUCAGUUCUGACUCCAUCGUCGGGAGUUCCUUCAACGUUUUGUCCUCCGUCGUCGAGCAAGGCACCGGGAAACAAGGAGGCAAGCUUCAAUCCACCUUCUUCUCCGACUCUGCCUCGUUCGCCAGUGUUCCUUCCUGGACGAGUGACGUCGUGCGGCAUCGCGCCUCUCCUGCCGUCCUCCUGCAUCGUCGCCGUCGCGUCGGCAGCUGCCGUGACCCGCAGCGCCUCGCGCGAUUGUGCCCCCGCAUGGCCCGCGCCUCGUGCAGCCCUACCAUGCGCCGAGGGUCCCCGCCCUCAACCAUCGCGUGCGCCACUGCGCCCUCUCGCCGCGACGGAGUCGGCGUUUCGACGGUCACCGCGAUUGGGUCGCCCUCCUCCUCCGCCGCCGCAGCAGUCCACCCGCGAUCCCAGGCCUCCUGCUUGAGCUCGGCUAAUGUGAGUUCGAUCUUCUGUCUUAUGCGAGCCCAUGCCAGAUCGAUGAACUUUGAAGAACUCAUGCUGGCUCUGAUACCAAAUGAUAGAUACCUAUUUCUAGGGUUCUAUCGAUAGUGUUGGUUGAGUGGGAAUUGAGGGAAUUGAUGAUAGAAUUGAGGAUUGAGAUUGAGAAUUUGGGGAAGAAGAAGAAAAGAAUAACAAUCGGCCGAAGUCGGAUCUGAUGAUGUUAGUCGGGCGCUGGGAAGAUGAAGCAAAAGAUGAGGCCGAGGACGUCGGAAAUGCGAGGAGGAGACCCAGUGAGCUAGAGGAACAACCUUGGGAACAAGAUUUUUUUUUUCGAAGGAAGCGGGGAUGAUAGAAACUUGUAUUUUAGUACUUUAAUUAAUUGUCGGUUUGUUACUAUUUCGGAUUAUUGGGACUAUUUCUGGGAUUGGGGAAUAUUUCAUAAAUCGGGUAGCAGUAGGGAAUUAUCCAUUUUAUUAUAUAAACUGCUUGUAAGUGGGAUUAGGGCACUAAGCAAAAUAAACCUAAAUCCUAAUU